AUGUCGGCUCCUAACGUCGGUCCCCAGGCACCGAGUAGUGCUCACGAUCUGGAUGCAGAUGGAGCGGCCCCAAAACGACGCGGGCCCAAGCCCGACAGCAAACCUGCUUUGACCCGCAGACAGGAACUAAACAGACAAGCUCAGAGAACACAUCGAGAACGCAAGGAAAUGUACAUCAAGGCUCUCGAACACGAAGUACUUCGUCUCAAGGAACUCUAUGGAUCAAGCGUCUCGGAUCGCGACGCUGUUGUCAACGAGAACAAGCGUCUCAAGGAACUCCUUCUAGCCCAUGGCAUCCCACUUGACAGUCUUCAAUCGCUCCCAGCGAUGCGUGGCAUGCCUGCAUCGUACAACGGCAGCUCCAGCGGUAGCAUCUCCGGCAGCUACCGUCAAGACUCCAGCACCGCUGGUUUCAGUCCUCCUCUUCGUUCCCAGGACUCCAAGCCGAUGAUGGCUAGCGCAAGUCAACUGCCCACCCAACAUCUGGACUACGACCAGAUCGGCAUUGAUUUUGUUUUGACGUACGACUCCCAAGGGCAGCCCUACAAUAGGGCAGUCUAUCCCUCACCCCACCGAACCAAUAGUUCAUAUCGCUACCUCACUGCCGCUAUUGGACAGCCAUUCCACCACCCCAUGGAGAGGCCCGACGAUACAGAGUACGAUCACAUGUGCGGCCACGCGCUGAUGGCAACAUGUCCUCCGGCGUCACACAUCAUGAACAAGCCUGGAGACCCAUACGGUCACAGAAUGCCAGACCUCAAGGCUCCCGACCUCAUGAAGCUGUUGGACCUCAGCGCCCAAUUGCCCCUCGAGGGUGAACUCACGCCCGUCAUGGCGUGGAUGCUGCUCCUGCAGGACAGUAGGGUCUCGCAGAUGACGGUUCAAGACUUUGAGCUCGUCAAGGCUGACCUAGCUGGAAAGUUCGAGGUGCGUGAUGCUCUCAGCAAUCUCUUCAUCGCAAAGGAGAAUGUGUCUCUUGGCCAUGUUGCCAUGCCUCAACAGAUCGAGGCAUAUUGA
Molecule: messenger RNA, 1017 nt
Organism: Aureobasidium musti
Lineage: Eukaryota; Fungi; Ascomycota; Dothideomycetes; Dothideales; Saccotheciaceae
Source: the annotation of a GenBank genome assembly